Molecule: messenger RNA, 564 nt
Organism: Branchiostoma belcheri (Belcher's lancelet)
Lineage: Eukaryota; Metazoa; Chordata; Leptocardii; Amphioxiformes; Branchiostomatidae
Product: centromere protein N-like
Exons: 5
Coding region: 1-549 (182 amino acids)
Source: RefSeq, a predicted model, not a curated record
AUGGAAAAACUGGAUGACUGUACUGUUUCUGCUGAGGUAUUUCAAAGGGCGCUUGGGAAGCAGUUGUUCUUCUACUUUAGACAUGUCCUGUGUGUGAGACAGUACAAGGAUGCGCUGUGGGUGUGGCUGAUGGUACAGGAUAAGAGCAAUACUGUGUGGACUCCCAGUAACAUUGUACACAUGGUGUACUACCCUGCCUCUCCCUACAUCUUCACUUCAACCAUGAAAGCUGAGUAUAAGGAAUACAUCCUACAGGCUUUACUGCUGACCAUAGGAUACAGUAAGGCCCAGUUCAUGGACCUGUCGGGGAGGGAUGUUGAAUCCGUGGCAGAGUUGGCAAAACGCAGACACAACCAACAUGUCAGUCCUGAGUCUCAGAGGAGCAGAAAGAGGAGGAAGCAAGAUGAGGAGUCUGAGAAUGAAGAUGUCAUACAGGAGGAUGCUGAAGACAGACAGUGGAGGGAAGACUACACAAGGGAGACAUUUGGGGAUGAGCCACAGCCCACACUGGAGAAUGUAGUGUACAAGGUAGGCCAUCCUGUAUCUUGAAGUCUGCAGUAACCU